UCUUAACUAGAUCAAGUUCGGUCAGUUUCAAACCUAUCAAUUACAAGUUUACAAAUUACAACUCAAAUCCGUAAACCCCAAAAUCCGAAAACCCCUAAUUCUUCCAUUUUGAGAAGAGAAUCAUCAUGUCUACAUAUCUAUGGAGGAAAUACUCAGAACAUGUGUAUUCGAAAUGGGAGAAAACACUUCUAUGGGAUAUGAUUGAUCCAUAUAGAAGACCUAAAUCGUUUAAACCACUGAUUAUGAUUUAUGUUGCUGCAUUUUAUACUGGAGUUAUUGGUUCUGCAAUCACAGAGCAACUUUACAAGGAGAAAUAUUGGGAAGAGCAUCCAGGAGAAGCAGUUCCUCUCAUGCAGCCGAAGUUUUACUAUGGUCCUUGGAAGGUACAUAGGGAAGACCACAUGCCUAAACAAUAAAGUGAAUUUGAAACAUACCAUGCUACCAAAGUCUCCCAUUAGCAUUUCAUUUCUAAAUGUGCGUCACUAAAUGUGCUUGUAAAUUCAGAGUUUGAAAGGGUCUGUCAGUCAAUUGCCUGAGCAUUAAAGUUUUAUUUUAUAUCUAAAUGUGUAUUGUAUUGUAUGAAGAAAAUACAUGACCUUAGACAAUCUAGAUAAAACCCAGUCUUCUAUGUCUGAACCAUACUAGAUAGAUUUCUGGUUUUAAUGUUUAGAAUGUCAGUGAAAUUAUUAGUAAACAGUGUUCUGGUUUCUCUUUCCUUACUGGAAGAUAAUCCCACAGUUAAAUGUCUUAUUAUGGGGUAUACUUUCAAUAAUGUUGAUAUUGAAUAUGCCGGACCACAUACCAAGCUAACGUGGGUUCAGUAAUAUCAUAUGCUAUGUCUUUUUUCCCUCA
Molecule: messenger RNA, 852 nt
Organism: Papaver somniferum (opium poppy)
Lineage: Eukaryota; Viridiplantae; Streptophyta; Magnoliopsida; Ranunculales; Papaveraceae
Exons: 2
Coding region: 126-416 (96 amino acids)
Source: RefSeq, a predicted model, not a curated record